This is a messenger RNA of Habropoda laboriosa, 2533 nucleotides long. It is a transcript of the gene RtGEF, whose product is annotated as rho guanine nucleotide exchange factor 7. The transcript is spliced from 12 exons. The record is from RefSeq and is a predicted model, not a curated record. Gene Ontology annotation, molecular function: guanyl-nucleotide exchange factor activity; protein binding. The coding region runs from base 604 to 2400 and encodes 598 amino acids. NCBI's taxonomy places the organism in Eukaryota, Metazoa, Arthropoda, Insecta, Hymenoptera, Apidae.
UGAGAACAUGCACGUAAGCAUCUGCUUGCUUGCAUACGUAUAGGGUAUUAAUAGUUUUACUGAGAGAUGUCACAGCCAUCUGUAUAUAAGACUAACCUCUUCGUUUCUUACGUUAUAUGAAUGAUUACGUUACGCUUAUUUUUCACUAAUUGCCCAUUUUCUUUAUUCGCGACACCUCCCAAUCAACUGUUAGUUGAAAGAGAUCGGUCACGUGUACGGUCGUCGAGGUAUACCGUGUGUAAUAGCCAAAAAAGAAAGUGAAACGUGUACGAUUAUCACUUGGUGGAAUGUCAUUGAGUGUUCAAGGAUAAGAUUUGCAAAACGUAUUCUCGCCCCAAAGUCGAACGAUGCGAUACGAAGCGUAUAUGUAACGAAUAUGUACGAUUUCUUCGACGUCGUAUCGUUUCAAGUGUUAACUGAAAGUGUAAACUGAAAGUGAAACUGAAUUGAUAAAAGAAGAAAGGCCAAGGACAACGAGUAACAACGAUUCUUCGCAGAAUGCAACUGCACCGUUAGAUUUUCUCGCGGUUGCUCCUUUGUCGUAUUCUUUUUCACCUCCGUCUUAUUUCUUUUCCUUUUCUUGUCACAUUCGUCUCGACGAUCAUGUCAAAGUCUGACGCACCAAAAUUUGUAACUGCACUGUUUCCCUUCAAAGGGAAAAACAACGACGAAUUGUGUUUUAAGAAAGGGGAUGUGAUAGCGAUAACACAGACCGACGAAGAAGGUUGGUGGGAGGGUACCUUGAACGACAAAACAGGCUGGUUUCCAUCCAAUUAUGUAAAAGAAUGCAGGAUUCCAGAAAGCAGCAGCAUGUCUAGCGUGAAAGCUUCUCCAGAGAAAAUUCUGCAAGAAUCACCAGCCCAUCAAAAACUCAAUCGUGACAUCGUGUUAAAGGAUAUAGCAGACUCUGAGAGAGUGAACGUAGCAGAAUUGCAGGGUUUGAUAAAUAGCUUCUUGCAUCCUUUAGAACCUGCCAAUAUACUGAACAAAGAGGAGUACAAGCAACUUUUAGGUAAUAUACAUGAAAUUCUUGAGGUUCAUCAACGUCUACUAUCCAGCUUGGAAACAGCUAUGACACAAGGAUGCGCUACAAGGGUUGGAAAUCUUUUUAUAACGCUUGCUCCAAAAUUAAAAUCCAUCCAUACUGCCUACUGUGGAAAUCACCCGCGGGCUGUAUGCAUUUUAGAUCGGCAUAGAGACGAAUUAAACGAUUUCAUGGAACGUAGUGGAGCAGUAUCGCCCGGCAUAUUAGUAUUAACGACUGGUUUGAGUAAACCGUUCAGAAGACUGGACAAAUAUUCAGCUAUGCUUCAAGAAUUGGAAAGAUACACGGAAAAGAAUCACCCUGAUAGAGGUGACACGCAACGUAGUAUAGCUGUGUACAGAGAAAUAGCGGAUCGAUGUGCCUCGAUACGAAAACAACGUGAACUGGCGCUUCAAGUAUUAACCAGCGGUAUUAAAGGAUGGGAGGGAGAGGAAUUGAGCUCUCUCGGGGAAAUUCUUUACGUCGGGUCUGUUACUUUGGCAACCGGUACAACCGGAUUAGAUCGUCGUGACAGAUAUUUCGUUCUUUUUCCUACGACUCUUUUGGUUCUCAGCACCAGCCCGAGGAUGAGUUCCUUCGUCUACGAAGGAAAACUUCCAUUGACGGGAAUUACCAUUACCCAGACAGAGGAUACGGACGAAAUGAGAAAUGCAUUUGAAAUUACAGGGCCGAUGAUCGAGAGUAUAUUGGUACUUUGUGCCACUAAAGAAGAUCAACAGCGGUGGAUCGAACUUUUGAUUCAAGAACAAACGACGAACAACAGUCUUGUGAAAUCGUCGACGACGUCACGCAUUUGCAGUCAACAAAACGGGAAACAACAACAACCACAGCAGCAGCAGCAACAACAACAACAACAAAGAUCGAUGAUGGAACAUUGUCCCUCUCUAGGAAUUAGAACACCUUGGGGCAUCGCUUCGUUACGACCAGCACCGCCUUUCUACACUUUCAGAGCAUUUGGUAAAAUGGAUACCGGUUUGGAAUCACCGCGCACACCACGAUCGUGUAACGAAAGACAAUUCGAAGAGGAUGCGAUCAUAUUGAAGGUGAUCGAGGCCUAUUGCCUUUCUGUUAAUGCUAGAUUCACCGUUCACUCAGGAGAAUCAGCUUCAAUGCUGGAAUACGAUUCGCAUAAAGCACGGGACAGAACGUCUUUGAUACAUAAUCGAGGGAAUUGGGAUUUUUGUAGUAACAGGAUAUUGUCGGAAACGGUGAAAACAUUGAAAAGUCAAAUGACAGAUUUACAGUCGCAAAUGUCGCUGUUGACGAAACAGCUGGACGAAGAGAGAAGAUCGAGGCUAUCUUUAGCCGCUACGGUGAAACGUAGCAUGGGUGUAGUAGAUGGAUCGGUGCCUUGAUUGUUUCUCGGGUGACCAUUGGACAAAAAAUACAAAUACUUGACGUAAUGGUUGGUCGGUGUUUUAAUUACAUUCGUCGUAUGUAUUAUUCGGCAUGAUCGAAUAUUAGUUUUACAAUGGGAAUGUUCCUUUG